Molecule: messenger RNA, 2798 nt
Organism: Hypomesus transpacificus
Lineage: Eukaryota; Metazoa; Chordata; Actinopteri; Osmeriformes; Osmeridae
Gene: znf276
Product: zinc finger protein 276
Exons: 11
Coding region: 295-2172 (625 amino acids)
Biological process (GO): regulation of transcription by RNA polymerase II
Cellular component (GO): chromosome; nucleus; kinetochore
Molecular function (GO): chromatin insulator sequence binding; zinc ion binding
Source: RefSeq, a predicted model, not a curated record
GGUUCCCUUGUUUACAAGGGUUGAUUUACAAGUUUACAGGUUGAUUUAUGUCAUGGUCGCUUGUUCAAACGUGUAAACCAUAUGCGUUAAAUUGAAAACAACAACAAAAAACUGCUUGGAUUGAAUGCGUUAGAAUACUUGGCAAGAGAUGCUGUGGCGUUCUGCCAUGUGUUUUUGUUAUGGCACAGUAAUGGACAAGCACCUCAUGUAGCCCAAGCUACUUGGAAAAAUUAUUUCCCAUUGUAUUGGCUACUCCCAAAUCACUGGGCAGGAUCUCUUGGUAGGAGUCCUAUAAUGAAGAAAAGAGGAAGGCGUGCACGGCUGCCAGAUGCGUCUUGCCAGACAACCCCGGCGCAAACCGUCGUUACGGUGGUCAAAAAACCUGGGCGGAGAGGGAGACCCAAAAAUGCUCUUAGAGUUGCACAGUCAUCGGUCUCUAGUGACGGAGAUGUCGAUAAAGGGGACGGGUCUGCAUUACAAUCAAACGCUUGGUUGGCUGCUAAGACAGAGACGAACGAGCAGCCGGUGAACCGACCCAGACCUACUGGGACAGGCCGAGUGUCUACCGCAUUCUGUCGUCUAUGUCAUGGGAAGUUCUCACCGCGGCGGCUGCGGCAUGCCUUCGACCGGUGGCCAGGGAGGUCUCUACAGGAGCCCGACUCCCAGACAGAGCUGUCUGGACAGUCUCCACUGCUCUUCCACUCAGACUUCCAGCGUCUGGUGGGAGUCCCGUUGGUCCGCGAUCCCCAGCUCCCACAGUUUGUGUGCAAGAACUGUCACACCAAGUUCUACAAGUGCCACAGGAUCCUGCUCGCCUUCCUGCAGAGGGUCAACCACCAGCCUGGGGUGGGGGAGAGGGCCAGAGACCGGAAGAAUCAACAUUGUUCUCAGUCGGCAUCAGUGGACAACAGCUUGACAGCUCCCUCCAUGCCCUCGGACCCCCAGCGUCUCCACGGCCUGGUGUCUUGGGCGCACCGCCACGGCGAGGCCUGCCGUUCCUGCCCCAGCCUGAAGGAGGUGCUAGAGGGCCAGUGCUGGGGCUCGGUCAAGGCCGUGUGGGGCUGCGUCGACGGGCACAGCUUUGUGAUGGACACCCAGACCCCCCAGCCCAGAGCCAGCCCUGGACACACAGUGACCCGCGGAAGUGACUGUGGCGGGGGCUCGUUACUGGACGGUGAUGGUCAUUGGCGAGGCGAUGGAGCUCCUGAGGCGAUCGCCUCCACCCUGACCCAACCCAGCCCUGCAGCCACCCCCCAGACCCAGCGCUCCAUGCAGGUUGACACCACCACCACCAGAACGGAUGACUUCCUGGCUAGCGAGGAGACCCCGCCCCCUGUGACCCCUCCUCUGGAGGACAGGACUGGUGACAGCGACUUCUCAGACAGAGAUGGGUCGAGCGAGGAAUUUGAAGGUGACCGGAGAAAGGACGAGGAUGUUGAGCUGUUUCAGCCAUACCCAGAGAAGAGAGUGGCCGCGCCCAGGAAGAAGAGAAGCGCAGCAAAGCCUUCGCUGGAGCCCAAAGAGAAGAAGAAACCAGGUCCCAAGCCAGGCUGGAAGAAAAAGUUCAAGUUAGAAAGAGAGGAGCUGCCCAACAUCUACAAAUGUCCGUACCAAGGCUGCACAGCUGUGUAUCGAGGAGCAGAUGGGAUGAAGAAGCACAUCAAGGAGCACCAUGAGGAGGUGAGGGAGAGGCCCUGCCCUCACCCUGGCUGCAACAAGGUCUUCAUGAUCGACCGCUACCUUCAGAGACACGUCAAACUCAUCCACACAGAGGUGAGGAACUACAUCUGUGACCAGUGUGGCCAGACCUUCAAGCAGAGGAAGCACCUGUCCGUCCACCAGAUGCGCCACUCUGGAGCCAAGCCACUACAGUGCGAGGUGUGUGGUUUCCAAUGCCGCCAAAGGGCCUCCCUGAAAUACCACAUGACCAAACACAAGGCAGAGGCCGAUCUGGACUUUGAGUGCGCCAUGUGUGGGAAGCGCUUUGAGAAGGCCCACAACCUCAACGUCCACAUGUCCAUGGUUCACCCCCUCACCCAAGGAGGGAGCAGCACCUCCUCUCUCCCCCAGGACCCCCUCGUCCAGACCAUCUCAGCCACGGGGGAACUCGUGGCCCAGUUGAACAACAGCUUGCACCCUCCACCUCAGAGCCUUGAACACAAGUGGCAGUGAAUCCCACGGACUGAGGGGGGGAAGGGGGAGCCAGAGGAGAAGGAAGAGGUGAGGGGGGGGAUUCAAGGACAGAGCUGUUGCCCUGGCUUUCCAACAGAUGUCUUAAUGUUGGUGGUGGAAUCCACAGGGUGUAUCUCGUAACACACUAGUGUAUGAAAUAAAUGACUGAACAACAAACUAGUUGGGUUGCUAGGCAGGUUUGAGCAGAGGGCAGCUCAAACAUGGGACAUUUGAGUUGAUCAAGUACAAUGAGGAGGUAUUGACUUAUGGCUUGUGUAGGAUCUGAGGAUGGAGGUUAGUAUGGCUGCAGAAACGACUGAAAGCCAAGAAACACGUGAUUCUUAUUCCUGUGCUGUUGUAAUAUUCAGUAAUGUUAUAACAGCUCAAAUCUCCACACCUGAAGCGCUUCUACUUCUUGUGGUCCACGAGACAAACCAAGAAGACAGUUAUCUUUAGAUUAGGUGUUUAUUUUUAUUUUAUUAAGUUAUUGUAGUGCAUUGUAAGUCAUUCAUUUCAACUUUACAUUAUAUACCAUCAGAAGGGCUAAAGGUGUUUGACAGGGACAUUUUUUUUGAAGUCUUCUUGGAUAUACAUAUGCACCUGUGCAUUUAAAGUGGCCUACUAUG